AUGGAGGUGCAUCCGGGAGGCGCUGAGGAGAUUCGGCUUCCCGGGGUACCUCCAGGCGAUCGUUCAGGACUACCUGAGCGGCCGGUCGCUGUCGUAUACGGACAGCGAUGGGGCCGACAGGACAAGGGGGGUCGUGUGCGGUGUCCCGCAGGGGUCGGUGUUGGGGCCGAUCCUGACAUCGCAUAUGACUCGGUCCUUGCAGUGGCCCUCCCCCGGGGGUGUCGUGUGGUCUGCUACGCGGACGACACGAUAGUCCUGGCGGAGGGAGACGACUGGGGAGAGGCCGCCGCCACCGCAUCGUUAGCGGUGGCAUGCGUGGCGAGGGCCAUUAGGGCCCUCGGCCUCCGGGUGGCGCCGCAAAAGUCGGAGGCCAUCGUCUGGCACGAUGGCUCCCGAGGGCGUCCACCCCCUAUGGUGGUCACGGUGGAGGAUACCACCGUGAGGGUCGGGUCCUCGUUAAAAUACUUGGGCCUGAUCCUCGACAGCCGCUGGCGCUUUGAGGAGCAUGUCUCCCGACUGGUCCCCAGACUGACCCAAACGGCUAUGGCCCUGGGUCGUCUGUUGCCCAAUCUGGGGGGACCGGACGGAAGGGUGAGACGCCUCUACGCCUGGACGGUCCACGCUAUGGCCCUGUAUGGGGCUCCGGUGUGGGCCGAACAGCUGGGGGCCAGUGCCAGGCUGCGCGACAUGUUGCAUCGCGUGCAGCGGGUGCUGGCCCUUAGGGCCGUUCGGGCUUAUAGAACGGUCGCGUUUGAGGCGGCCCUCGCCUUGGCCGGGAUCCCUCCCGCGGAGCUCCUCGCAUCUGCACUCGCCGGGCAAUACCGGCGAAUGCGGGAGCUCCGCGAGAGGGAGGGAGUGUUGGCUCUCCCGGCUAGGACGAGGGAAAUGGUGAGGCGCCGGUUCCGGCGGACGCUCGCCCUGGAGUGGCAGACGCGACUCCAGGAGUACCAGCAGACGGCUGGUGCGAGGGUCGUCGGCGCCCUGGCGCCCUGUCUAUCAGUGUGGACGGACAGGCGCUGGGGCGGGCUGUCGUACCACACGACGCAGGUGCUUACCGGGCAUGGGUGCUUCGGUUCGUACCUGUGUCGCAUAGGGAAGGAGGCUACGCGGCGGUGCCAUCACUGCCCCGUCGAGGAGGACACGGCGCAGCACACGCUGGAGGAGUGUUCAGCGUGGGAUGUGCUGCGCCGUGACCUAAGGGGUGUAUUAGGGCGGGAGGACCUCUCGCUCUCGAGCCUGGUCGAGGCCAUGCUCGAGAGCGAGGGGAACUGGAGGGCUGUCACCACCUUUUGUGGGGCAGUUCUCCGGAUUAAGGAGGAGGCGGAGCGGGAGAGGCGCGCCGAGGGGCCGUAUCGCGUGCGAUUAGGGGCUCCACGGGGUGCGCGCACUCCCCCACCGCGCCGGCGGAGGGGUGAAGCCGGGAGGGGGGGGUAG
This is a messenger RNA of Camponotus floridanus (Florida carpenter ant), 1434 nucleotides long. RefSeq lists its product as uncharacterized. NCBI's taxonomy places the organism in Eukaryota, Metazoa, Arthropoda, Insecta, Hymenoptera, Formicidae. The record is from RefSeq and is a predicted model, not a curated record. The transcript has a single exon. Bases 1 to 1434 code for a protein of 477 amino acids.